Molecule: messenger RNA, 1614 nt
Organism: Penicillium psychrosexuale
Lineage: Eukaryota; Fungi; Ascomycota; Eurotiomycetes; Eurotiales; Aspergillaceae
Product: putative GPI anchored cell wall protein
Exons: 4
Coding region: 1-1614 (537 amino acids)
Source: RefSeq, a predicted model, not a curated record
AUGAGGAACAUCAUUGCCGUCGCUGCCUUUGCUGCGGGCUCUAACGCCCUCGUUGGCCGCGCUGAUAGCUGCUGCUUUCACCUUACUUCCUCCGGCGGUGCCUCCGGUACACUUGGCCAGCUAGGUGAUGGCCAGAACCGUAUUGGCGAUAGUAAUCUGCAACCCGCACAGUACUGCAUCGACGUCAAUGGCGGCAUUACUGACUCCAGCGGCCGUGGGUGCAUCCUCACUCCUCCCACUACUCAACUCCAGUGUGAUGAGGGUGUGACUGCUACACCCGGUUUCUCUGUCAACUCCCAGGGUAAACUCGAGUACCAUAACAGCCCUGACUUCAUUGCAUGUGCUACGGGCGAGAACGCUGGUCUGAAUGUCUACACUACCCCUAACAAGAUGGAUGUCACUGGCUGCCCUACCUCCGGUGCUCCAGGAGCUCCUGGUGGUGGUGGUGGUGGUGGUGCCGGGCUGCAGCCCUCUGUUACUGUUACAGUGACACAGCCUGCUCCCGGCGUCGGCGGUGGUGGUGCCGGGCCGCAGCCCCCUAUUACUGUUACAGUAACACAUCCCUCUCCCGGCGGCGGCGGCGGUGGUGGUGAAUCGCAGCCUGGCGCCUCUCCUAGUGCACCUUCCCCUGGCGGCGGGGGCGGAGGCGGAGGCGGUGGAGGUAUCUCUGUUAGUGUGCCUCCUUUCCCCGGCGGCGGUGGAUCACACCCUGGUGGCUCCGCUACCGCACCCGCUCCUACUGGCGGUGGUCAAUCGCAGCCUGGUGCCUCUCCUAGUGCACCCUCCCCCGGCGGUGGCGGCGGUGGUGGCUCACAUCCUGGCGGCUCUGCUACCGUGCCUGCUCCCACUGGCGGUGGUGGAUCGCACCCUGGUGGCUCGGCUACCGUACCUGCUCACACUGGCGGUAGUUCGCAGCCUGGGACCUCUCCUAGUGCAACUUCCCCCGGCGGUGGCGGAGGUGGUGGUGGUUCGCACCCUGGUGGCUCUGCUACCGGGCCUCCCCCCACUGGUAGCCCACGUCCCACUGGGUCAGCUUCCGUCCCCGCUACCUCCGGUGGUGCCCCUCAUCCCACUGGCUCCGCUAGCCCUACCUCUCCUACCACCUCGCCCACUGGGACCUCCGGUGGUGCUUGUCCCACUACCCUCUCGGGCAACUAUGAGAUUCCUCACCUUAUUGUUCCUGUCGACUCGUCCUCGCCUGAUACCCCUGUUGGAACUGGGCUUAACGGUAGCGUGACCUCGACCACCUCGACCGUAUUCAACUUCGACAUCCCAAAUUCCGACUCUGGGAAGACCUGCAGCCUCGUGUUCCUUUUCCCUAGGCUUGACCAGCUUGAGACUUCGUCUUACACCUUUAAUAGGGAUGGCAGGAUCGACUUCGCUCAGCUCUCUUCCCCUGCCGAUUCCUCAACCUCCUUUAAUAACGUGCCCUCAGUGUCCCAGGACCUCGGUACUAUCACUGUCUCCCCGGGCAACUCAUACGUUAUCUCUACCUUCUCUUGCCCGGCUGGCCAGUCUGUUACCUAUGAGAUGAAGAAUGCUGGUAGCACCGACUUCAACUUCUUCGAGGACUGGAACCCCUCUCCUCUCGGCCUGUUCAUCACCACUUGCUAA